UUGUUAUUGUUAUCAUUAUCAAUGAUCAGAAUUUUCCCACCUUUUUGAAAAUUUGAAAGUUAACCAUUGCAAUGUUUUAGAUAUAAUGCAGCAAUUUUAAAUUCCAAUUGUGUUUAGAUAGCCUGUGUUCCGGUGAUCAGCAAAUUCUACCGAAAAAAGAGGCGAUAACGUUUUUUCUUCAUUUUCAAUUUACGUCUUUCAUAUUAUCACAUUCGUACUUGUGGCAAGUACCAAUGGAUGCUCCUGCGAUUGGAAUCGAUUUGGGCACAACGUACUCAUGUGUUGGAGUAUUCCAAUAUGGGAAAGUUGAAAUUAUUGCCAACGAUCAAGGUAACAGAACGACACCUAGUUAUGUGGCCUUCACAGAUAAAGAAAUUCUGGUCGGAGAUGCAGCAAAAAAUCAAUCAGCCAGAAACGUUAAUAACACCGUUUUCGAUGUCAAAAGAUUGAUGGGUCGUGAAUUCGACGAUCCUGCAGUUCAGGCAGAUAUGAAACACUGGCCAUUCAAAGUCAUUAGUAAUAACGAUAAACCCAAAAUAGAAGUCGAAUUUCAAGGAAUUUCUAAAACGUACUGCCCUGAAGAAAUAUCCUCGAUGGUCUUGGGAAAAAUGAAAAAGACUGCAGAAGAUUAUUUAGGCAAAACUGUUACUAAAGCUGUAAUCACGGUGCCAGCUUAUUUUAACGAUUCUCAAAGAGCUGCUACAAUAGAUGCCGCCAGAAUUGCCGGUUUGGACGUAUUACGAAUCAUUAAUGAACCUACCGCCGCAGCUAUUGCAUACGGGUUGGAAAAUAAACGCUCUUACGAACAAAAUGUGUUGAUUUUCGAUCUCGGUGGUGGAACUUUCGAUGUCUCCAUUCUGACUCUUCAAAACAACGUUUUCGAAGUAAUUUCAACUGCCGGCGAUACUCACUUGGGCGGUGAAGAUUUUGACAACCGAAUGGUCAACUAUUUCGCUGAAGAAUUCAAACGUAAACAUGGUAAAGAUCUUACCCGCAGUAAAAAAGCCUUGCGUCGUUUGCGAACCGCUUGUGAACGAACAAAGAGAAUUUUAUCGUCGGCGACUGUGGCUGAAAUCGAAGUCGAAUCACUUCUAGAUGAUAUAGAUUUCUGUAGCUCGAUCUCUCGUGCUCGUUUUGAAGCAUUGAAUGUUGAACUCUUCCAAAGUGCAAUGGCACUGGUUGAAAAAGCAAUUCAAGAUACUGAAAUCAAUCGAAACCAAAUUGAUCACGUCGUUUUGGUAGGCGGAUCAUCUCGAAUUCCAAAAAUACAAAAAAUGUUGCGAGAUUAUUUUGGCGGCAAGGAAUUGAACAAAUGUAUUAAUCCGGAUGAAGCAGUUGCUUACGGUGCUGCCGUUCAAGCUGCGAUUAUUAGCGGUGACAAGUCGGAGAUGGUUCAAGAUGUGGUUUUAUUCGAUGUUACACCGUUAUCGUUGGGUAUCGGUGUUAAAACUAAUGUUAAAGGUGUUUUCGAAACACACGUGAUCAUCAAACGUAACACACAAAUUCCAGUGAAAUGUACCAAAGCAUUUUGGAAUAAUGAUUAUAACCCCGGAAUACUUGUCGAAGUGCUCGAAGGUGAAAAUACAUUAGCGAAGGAUAAUCACUUGCUUGGUAAGUUUAAGCUUAUGGGUAUUCCUCUUGCACCUGUUUGCUCGCAAGAAAUCGAUGUAACGUUCGAAAUCGAUGCUAACGGUAUCCUGAAUGUAACUGCCGUCGUAAGAUCGACCGGUAGCACAAACCAACUGACCAUUUCAUACUUGAAAAGUCGUCUUUGUGAGCGUGAAAUUCGGCGUAUGAUUGGAAAUGCUGAAGAAUUACGAGUCGAAGGGAUCAAACGAAACGCUGUAUUGGAUGCCAAAAACUCUUUAGAAUCAUACUGUAUCAACGUUAAAAGAACGGUAGAAAACGAAAAGUUGAAAGAUGAAAUCGAUGAAUUCGAUAAAGACACGAUUUCGAAAAAGUGCGAAGAAACGCUUAUAUGGUCAAAUUCUAACCAAUCAGCUCAAGCAGAGAUAUUCGAACAAAAGGAAGAUGAAUUGCGAAAAAUAUUCGAUGUCAUCAUUUCCAUCGCUACUAACCCUUCUGCAAAAUAUGACAAAUAUUGUGAAAUGCUGAACGUAACGAAAAAUGCCCCCAAAGAAGAAAUCGAAGCAGCCUACAGGCAAGCUGGUUUUAAAUAUCAUCCUGAUAAGUAUGACGGAGACCAAGAGCUAGCAACUAUGUAUUGGCUGACAAUUGUAAAAGCAAAAAACGCGCUCAUCAAUCCAGCAAAAAGAAGGCGAAUGUAGAUUGUAGCUUCAAUUUCAAAGCUGUGCUUGAAGAUUGAUCCAUCUACGAAACUCAGCAAAACAAAUGCAUGCAAUUUAUUACAAAUUUUGAUUAUCGAAGGUUAGUCCAACGCUCGAACUCCGACUAUGAUGUAGAUCAGUAGGGAUUGAUUCUACAGCAUCUGUUAUAAAGAAGUAUCUAUCUACGUAGUUUUACUUUUUAAUAGGUACCUACAAUGACUACAUAUUGUAUUUUCCGUGUUAUUUUUUUUUUUUCUAUGAGAUUUUGUAUUGAAUGAAACAUUUUGGUGUGAUUU
Molecule: messenger RNA, 2584 nt
Organism: Planococcus citri (citrus mealybug)
Lineage: Eukaryota; Metazoa; Arthropoda; Insecta; Hemiptera; Pseudococcidae
Product: heat shock 70 kDa protein II-like
Exons: 9
Coding region: 234-2288 (684 amino acids)
Cellular component (GO): plasma membrane; nucleus; cytosol
Molecular function (GO): ATP-dependent protein folding chaperone; ATP binding
Source: RefSeq, a predicted model, not a curated record